GAAAGACAAACGACGCCACCCCCUUCCAAAUGGCGCCGGCGGGCCUCAAAUGCGCAUGCUCCUCUUUUCCGCAAGCUCACGUACUACUCGGCUAAGACUCGGGAGCAGCGAUCCUGGGACCACAACUCCCGAGAUGCCCCGCGGUCAAACGCAUCACAAUGCUUUUGGGCCACACUGCCCCCAACUGCUGGGAGACGGGAGUUUCAGCUGUGGGGAGGAGGAGGAGGAGGCAGGGAGACGGUGAGGGGCGGGGCUGGGCGGCGGCGGCGGGCGGCGGCGGGGAUGCUACGAAGGAGAAGCAAAAGCAAAGCGAGAGUGCACUUUGCUUCCGAGAUUUAUGGACCAGAAGACUACAAGGAACUUGCAAAUGAGGUUGCCAACAAAAUCCUUAUGUACUUGAGAGAUACAACAAGAUGGAAAGGAAUAAGAAAAGAUAAAAAUGUUACAGUGUCAGCAAAGCCUUCAAGCGACUUUGCAGGACUCAUAUACCGUGUUGAAGCAGUUUUAGACAUGCCAGCUGCUAAAGUCUUUCCAUUAGUUUACGUUCCUGAGUACCGCUGCAUGUGGGACAAAGGGCUGCAGUCGUACGAGGUUAUAGACAGAAUUGACAAGGACACAUUCAUUGUUCACAGUAUUACCCACAGUUUUGGCUUGGGGAUGAUUUCACCCAGAGAUUUCGUCAUCAUUGUGCAUAUUAGAAGAUACGGUGGAGAUUUUUUUACCACAAACUCUUGCAGUGUAUAUCAUCCAAACUACCCUCCGACUUCCCAUUAUGUUCGUGGUAACAGCUUUCCUUGUGGCUAUGCAUGUUAUCCCAUGCAAGGGAAUCCAAGCCAAUGCAUAUUUACAGCACUUCUCCAGGUGGACUUAAGAGGAACGUUACAUCCUUCAGUGGUAAAUUCAGUCAUGCCUAUUAACCUUGUAAACUUAAUCACAGAUGUCAAAACUGGUCUUAGGACAAUAAAGCUUUAAAGACACUAAAGCAAAAUACCCCCAUACAGUCCUACCAGGGGUGGAAGGAAAGAUGUUCCUUGUUAACACGUAUGCAUCUGUCACUGGAGUCUGGUUUAAUUUAAAGGCUCAUAUGUCA
Messenger RNA from Hemicordylus capensis (graceful crag lizard), 1090 nucleotides. RefSeq names its product StAR related lipid transfer domain containing 6 (gene STARD6). The record is from RefSeq and is a predicted model, not a curated record. NCBI's taxonomy places the organism in Eukaryota, Metazoa, Chordata, Lepidosauria, Squamata, Cordylidae. Gene Ontology annotation, molecular function: lipid binding. The transcript has 7 exons. The coding region runs from base 283 to 972 and encodes 229 amino acids.